AGGGUCUGAGCGGGUCUGGACUCUGGGAGCUGGACUACGUCAACAAGCAGAGAGGAGACCGUCCCAGUCCUCAGAGGGGCAGCUGAGCGGAGGCGGCGACCAACGUCUCCAGAAGUCCACAGAAGGAGAGGAAGAGGAGUACUCCUGCAGGUGGACAUGUUGGACCCGCGCGUAAAGACGCACACUCCGCGAAGUUAAAAAGGUGUCUUUUGACGCUUUUAUUGGUUAUUUUCACCGCUGUUGCGAGAGAUGUUGCCGAGAAAGAGCAUCAUCCCGGAGGAGUUCGGUUUGCCGGGGCUCGCCUCUCGGAUGCCCCGUAAGCCGGUGUUCAGAGACCGCGUGAACAAAGCGCGCUUCAUCGCCAAGAACGGCUCGUGCAACUUGGCGCACAAGAACAUCCGCGAGCAGGGCAGAUUCCUGCAGGACGUCUUCACCACGCUCGUGGACCUGAAAUGGCGCUUCACGCUGGUCAUCUUCACCACCACCUUUGUCAGCAGCUGGCUGCUCUUCGCCAUGAGCUGGUGGCUGGUGGCGUUUGCGCACGGAGACCUGCACCCACCCGGGCAAACAGGGGCCCGCUGCGUCACCGCAGUCGAGUGAGAAACAUUCACAGUAUCGAUAGAGACAGAAAUAGAGCAGAAAGUGGUUUAGAGAAGUUUGUUUGAUAAGAGUUUGUUGUUAAACUGUUUACUUCGCCUUUUUCCAUUUUUAAAUCCCGCUGAGGAAAAGUUAAAGAGGGAUGUUAUUUAUGGGUACGGGAACUUUUGCUCUCAUAUUAUCAGGGGAAAUAAAGAAAAGUGUGCAGAAGGCUAGAAGGGAGCGUUUGGUACCUCCCUCUCAUGCUUUUCUUGUUCCUUCCUUCCUACCUUCCUAUCUUCCUUCCUUCCUUUCCUUCUUCAUGUUGCUUCUCCAUGAGAAAAGUCUGUGAAAUGUUUAUGUGUCAAACAAACUAAUCAUACAAAGUAGCUGAGGUGCUGUAACUCUGUCUCAAUGCUUCUUCAUGCCUCAUGAAUGUGUUCAUAAGAUGUAAAAAAAUACUGGUGUUAAAAUGUAUAAACUGAAGUUGAGUCUCCAAACUGUCCUCACAGGUCGUUCACAUCUGCCUUCCUCUUCUCCAUCGAAGUCCAGGUGACCAUCGGCUUUGGAGGACGGAUGAUAACAGAACAGUGUCCUGCUGCCAUUACCGUCCUUAUCAUGCAGAAUAUCAUUGGACAGAUCAUCAAUGCUGUGAUGCUGGGUGAGGCGAAGACACUUUUUCACACCUUAGGCACUGAGUUAGACAUCCCCUCGAGAGAUGAAUGUUGCCGACCGCUUGCUUCUCUAGUUAUACCAACUUUAGUAACGACCGCACGAUAGCAAUACACAGCGGUCUGAGGAGCCAUAAACAAACCUCAACAAAAACUCCACUCUAUGGCCACAAAUAAUGCUCAGAACGGCACCUAACUUCAUCAACAGUACAUAUAGGGUCCUAGCCACAGCACUAACCACCAAACAGCUUUAUAACUUUGCCUAAUUUUUAUAGCAAAGAGACUAAACACAGCUCACCUACUCUCCUCCAGCAGCCGUUUGUUUGUAGCAAGGCCUCAGGCCAGUCCAUUACGGACUACAGCGGGGUGACGCAGCUCAAGGAAGAACAUUUAUGAUCAUUUCUUCAUGGAAAUACAAUCAGAUCGAGACGAUAAGACAAAAGAACUACCGCGUCUGCAGUGCAAAAUGAUUUAUAUGGUGAUUAUUACUUCAAGGAAAUGAUGAAGAAAUGAACAGAAUGAAAGAACAUCCCUUUAACUUUGUGCUAAAGCAUCUUUUGGAAAGUUACAGGAAGUAGCAAGAAUAAAGUUGAGCCAAAGCCAAUCUAAAAGCCAAAUUGCAAUAUUUUUCAUAUUUACUUACAAAUAAGUUAAUAUAUUAACUUCUAGUGAAAACAAACCCUAAUACCUACAAGUUUUCGAUGUUAACCAAGUCUAUGCAGCGAUAACUUUACCCCAAUUAGCAAGCAAGCUAAAGAAACCGCAGACUCCUAAAAGUGUCUCUUAUUUUUCCACAAUGUUACUAAUAUUUGCUUUUGGCAAAUAUGCAUCAUAAGAUCAAAUUCACUGUGUUUGUGCUGUUUGUGUUGAAUUAAAAGGUAGUUGAUUGACGAUGUUAGCUAGUCUCUGGAUUUUCCCGCCAAAAUUGCACAUAGAUAGUUCUCCUUAGGAAAGAGGAAUACUUCAGGUGACAGCCUGUUAAGACACAGAUAAACUCUGUUUUACUCAUUUUGAUGACUUUACACUGCUGAAUAACCUGUGAACUGUUCCCUCAGGUUGUAUCUUCAUGAAGACCGCUCAGUCGAACCGUCGAGCAGAGACGUUAAUCUUCAGCCGUCACGCUGUGAUCGCCGUCAGGAACAACCGUCUGUGUUUUAUGAUUCGUAUUGGAGACCUCAGGAAGAGCAUGAUAAUAGGAGCGACUGUCAGACUACAGGUGUUUAUACUUCUUUAUACCCGCUCUCUUGUCACUGUCUUGAUUUCAGUUUAACAGCGGAAAGAGGUACGAGUGUGCCGUUAAUCAAAUGUCGAGUUUAUUGGACUGCAGAGUCUUUUCUGGGGAACGUAGGAGUCUCGUAAUCCUCACAGCCUUUGUCCAAAAAUGUGGUCUGAUAGUUCAGAUGAAGCAAUGAUUGCGCUGUAAUUCUAGGUGGUGAGGAAGACGACCACUCCAGAGGGCGAAGUGAUCCCCAUCCAUCAGAUCGAUGUUCCCACGGAGAGCGCUGUGUCCAGUAACAGCCUGUUCCUGCUCGCCCCGCUCAUCAUCUGCCACGUCAUUGACAAAAACAGGUACGACUCUGACUUCACUCACACUAGUUAACGUUUUAUACGACUCUAAACUACACAGGCCACUAAAAUUAUUCUCUACAUCCUGUUAUUUGAUAUUUAACGACACUUUGAUUCUUCUCUCUCAGUCCGCUGUACGACCUGUCAGCCAUGGAGCUGCAGUGCAGCGACUUGGAGGUGAUCGUCAUUCUGGAGGGAGUCGUUGAGACUACCGGGAUCACCACUCAGGCCCGGACCUCCUACGUGUCUGAGGAGAUCCAGUGGGGUCACCGCUUCGUUCCCAUAGUAACAGAGGAGGAGGGUGUCUACUCAGUGGAUUACUCCAAGUUUGGGAACACGGUCAAGGUAGGAGAGACAGAAAAUGAUGUUUUCUGAUUGUAACUAAUUUUAACAUGUAAGUGUCGUUAGCUAGAUCUCUGUUUACAUUAUUGAUUACAUAAAAGACAGACUGUGUGAAGUUUGAUGCUAAUAUCAGUCACUGCUGAUGUAUGGUUCUGAUCUGCUCAGAGACCCUUUGACUUCUCUAUUUUUUCCAUUGUUGCUCUUCAAGGUAGCGACGCCACGUUGCAGCGCCAGAGAGCUGGACGAGAAGCCGUCCAUCUUGAUCCAGACUCUGCAGAAGAGCGAGCUGUCGCACCAGAACUCUCUGAGGAAGCGAAACUCCAUGAGACGCAACAACUCCAUGCGCAAAGGUGGAGGAAGCAGCGGGAAUCUGCGCAGAAACAACUCGGGGCUCCUGACGCCUAAAGUCCAGUUCUUCACCCCGUCUGAGGGGAACCAGAACCUGAAUGGCGUCACCUGACAUGAGGCCUGCCUCCUGCUGGCGGCUCUGCUCCUCCUGGUGGGGAGGAGGAUUGUGGGUGUUGGAGUUUCUCCUGCUCUGAUGGGACUUCUUCUGUUUCUGUUUCCUGCCUUUUCCAGACUCGUCUCCCAACACUUUUCCUGUUUAUUAUCUGGUUCUUAAAGGUGCAAUUCAGCCCAAACACCAUAUUUCUGUUGAUAAUCAUCGAAGCAAUAACAAGGAGCACUGGGCCUUCAUGUCUAGUUUGCUGUUUUUUGGGAGACACAUUUUUAUAUUUAAUUUAAUUCACAGUUAAACUACAAGAAGUCUUAACAAGUAGCUAUACGUCACAGUACUGUACAUCUUUUAUUUCACUUUUUUAUCAAUAAAGAAUGAAUAUAUAGAAUAAAAAUAUAGAAUGAAUUUAUUUACUUUAUGAGGAAGCGAUUUCAAAAUGUGUGCGAAAAAACAUUUUCAGUUGGAGGUGAAGAGGAGAAAUAAAAAACAACACUUUUGUGUUUAAAGACUAAAGUACAAUAGAAAUUAAAGACACAUUAAGAAACAAUGAACUAUUAAAUUAAAGAAUAAAGACAUUGAUUUAUGAUAAGGUGAAAAUAGACAACAUAAAAAUUUUAAUUUAUGUUUUCUGUUCUUGUGAUUGAUGAGUUUGUUCUUACAAAGUUGGGGCUGUUUCCUCAUGAAGACAAAAAAGAAAUAUGUCACAAAUUUACAAUCUUGAAUUUGACUUUUUUUGUAGAUUUUUAAACUUAUAAAUUAAAAAAAAAAAGUCAGAAAAAGGCAUACAUACAUUUUUCGAUAAAGUGGUCCUCAUACUCACAGGUGUCCUGUCAUCAGUUAUCAAAAUAAUGAAUCAAAAAGUAGAAAGAAAGACUCUUUAAUAAUUAUUUUAUAUUAUUUUGGACAAAAGUAGCAAUGUUGGCUCACUUUCAGUGUGAUUUUGAUAUAAAUGCAAUUGAUUUCCAGGUAGGCUCUCUCUUUUUGCUCUUAUUUGUUGAGUCGUGCAUACAGAGAUACAAAUGCUAACCUGUCACCUUUGAUGAAUGCAGUUUUUAUAUCGAUCUAUUUACAGAACAAGAUUGUAUUUUUGAGCACUGCAAAUUGCUAAUAAAGAAAUAUAAAAGCUCAUA
Molecule: messenger RNA, 4742 nt
Organism: Xyrichtys novacula (pearly razorfish)
Lineage: Eukaryota; Metazoa; Chordata; Actinopteri; Labriformes; Labridae
Source: the annotation of a GenBank genome assembly